CGGGCCCAGUGGCCAAGACACCCACCCGGCUCUGGGUACCUGGUGGCUCCCACGAGACAGCUGAAGCCGCCUCGUGCAGGAUCCCCAGGCCCCUCUGCUCCGAGACCCCACUACUCCAUCUCCUGGCGGCCUGGUGUUCUGGGCCUCACGUACGACCAGUCUGAGGAAGAACAAGCCAUCUCAUCCACCCGCAGCCAUGAAUUUCCUCCGGCGACGCCUGUCUGACAGCAGCUUCGUGGCCAACCUGCCCAACGGCUACAUGACAGACCUGCAGCGCCCCGACACCUCCACCAGCUCGCCCGCUUCCCCGGCCAUGGAGCGGAGGCACCCCCAGCCGCUGGCAGCCUCCUUCUCCUCUCCAGGGUCCAGCCUUUUCAGCUCCUUCUCCAGCGCCAUGAAGCAGACUGCACAGGCCCCCUCGGGGCUGAUGGAGCCUCUGGGUCCCUCCACACCUGUUGUUCAGAGGCCCAGGAUCCUGUUGGUGAUCGAUGAUGCCCACACAGACUGGGCCAAGUAUUUCCAUGGAAAGAAGGCAAAUGGAGAGAUCGAGAUCCGAGUGGAGCAGGCAGAAUUCUCAGAGUUGAACCUAGCUGCCUAUGUUACUGGGGGCUGCAUGGUGGACAUGCAGGUUGUGAGAAAUGGAACCAAGGUUGUCAGCAGAUCCUUCAAGCCGGACUUCAUCCUGGUCCGCCAGCAUGCCUACAGCAUGGCCCUGGGCGAAGACUACCGCAGCCUGGUCAUCGGCCUCCAGUACGGUGGGCUGCCCGCCGUCAACUCCCUCUACUCCGUCUACAACUUCUGCAGCAAGCCCUGGGUGUUUUCUCAGCUCAUUAAGAUCUUCCAUUCCCUGGGUCCUGAGAAGUUCCCGCUUGUGGAGCAAACGUUUUUCCCCAACCAUAAGCCAAUGCUCACAGUGCCUCGCUUCCCUGUGGUGGUCAAGCUGGGACAUGCCCACGCUGGAAUGGGAAAGAUCAAAGUAGAAAACCAGCAUGACUACCAGGACAUCACCAGCAUGGUGGCGAUGGCCAAGACCUACGCCACCACCGAGGCCUUCAUCGACUCCAAGUACGACAUCCGCAUCCAGAAAAUUGGAUCCAACUACAAGGCUUACAUGAGAACCUCCAUCUCUGGCAACUGGAAGGCCAACACAGGCUCUGCCAUGCUGGAGCAGGUGGCGAUGACGGAGAGGUACAGGCUGUGGGUGGACAGCUGCUCAGAAAUGUUUGGCGGCCUGGACAUCUGCGCGGUCAAGGCCGUCCACAGCAAGGAUGGCAGGGAUUACAUCAUCGAGGUGAUGGACAGCUCAAUGCCCCUGAUUGGAGAGCAUGUGGAAGAGGACAAACAGCUGAUAGCCGACCUCGUUGUCUCCAAAAUGAGCCAAUUCCUGAUGCCAGGGGGCACAGUGCCCUCGCCCCUGAGGCCUUGGGCUCCACAGGCCAAACCAGCAAAAUCCCCGGGACCAGCCCAGCCACGCCCACCCACACAAGGGGGCCCUCGCCAAGCUCAGUCUCCUCAGCCCCCAAGAUCUGGAAGCCCCUCCCAGCAGAGGCUCUCCCCUCAAGGCCAGCAGCCACUGAGCCCCCAGUCCGGAUCCCCACAGCAGCAGAGGUCGCCAGGCUCUCCGCAGCUGCCCCGGGCACCCAGUGGCGGCUCUCCAAACCAGGGCUCCAGGCCAGGCGCCACCCUCCCUGCGCAGCCCCGGCCGCCUGUGCAAGGCCGCAGUACCUCUCAGCAGGGGGAAGAGCCCAAGAAGCCAGCUCCACCCCACCCCCAUCUCAACAAAUCCCAGUCCCUGACUAACAGCCUCAGCACCUCCGACACUUCCCAGCGUGGGCCCCCGAGUGAGGACGAGGCCAAGGCCGAGACCAUCCGCAACCUGAGGAAGUCCUUCGCCAGCCUGUUCUCUGACUAGGGGGUCCGGCCUGGGACCAGGCGGUGCCCUUACACUCUCCCCCCUCCUGCCUCAUCUUCCUUCUCCGCCUCGGUUCCUGACGGGAACAGAAUGGAGGGUCCGAGAAUACACUUUCUAAACACCUUUGACCCAGGAGCUGAGUACCUACACGUGUUCCCAUUUUCCUUCACCAUGACAUUCCAGCUUGUCCAGCUGAGCAGUGGGCCUCUGAGAGCCUCCAGGUUCCUCAAAUGGGCCCCAACGAUGGGAUGGGCGUCGCAACGUCCCACCCGCCCACAUGCUUGCUUCCCUGCCUCGGACGAGCUCGUGAGACAUCUGUGUGUGUGGCUGCUCCCACCUCCGGUUGGCCGUCUGCUCACCUUCGGGAGAGGCCCCUCUAGGCCUUGCCCCCUCGAUCCCCCACCAAGUGAAGACACUCCAGUCGGACCUCAGCCUUACAGGAGGCAGUAACCUGGUGACAGUUUUGCAAACAGGAGGAGGGAGGCCCAGCCAGGGGAACCUCUCACCUCCCCCUCGUUCAGCCGUUUCAUCCGGACACCACUCCUCAGACCAGGCCGGCAGGCAGGGCCCGUCUUGCCCGGCCACCAGCGGGAUCUCGAUCACAACGGAAAGAGACUAGGUCCUGUGUGGCAGGUGGGGCCUUCCAGAACUCCGCAGAAGCAGAGGGGGGGACUCUGGGGACACCGCUCACGUCCCGAGUGGGCAGCCAAGCGCAGACCACAGGUCCUUUUAGGGACUGUUUCUAGUUCCCAGAGGAGGACGAGGCCCUCGACAUCCCCGGGAAGGAGUGAGGUGGGGGCCCCUCCACACUCUGCUCCCCACCGGGAAUUCUCUCUGCAUUCCCACCAGGAGUGUUGUUUACUACCUAAGGACACACGGGGAACCAGAGAGAACGAGCAGAUGGUCACAGGAGCAGAAGGUGCAAGGACAGUCAUUUCUAGGUUGGCACGUCACAAACUGCACAGCAGGGUGUCGGCAGGCCACUCAGUUACCCAGGGGUCCCAUGGCCAAGCACACUGGGGAAACGCUUUUUAUUCCUUGUUUUGAGAUUGGUAGAACAUAUUACAUGUCCAAGUCUUGGAAUUCCUGCGUAAAGACAGCAGCUUUAACUCGUUUAAUCCAAACCUAUUUAGGUAACAAGCUGACUGCAGAGCUGGACAGUGUAGUCGCGACACCCUCUCCAGGGCCCCUUCCCCCAUAUCCCACGGCCUCCGGGACCAGCCGGGGGAGCAGGCCCGCCCGAAUCACCACGCACCUGGUGCUAGGAACGUUGUAGGUGCCGGACCCAACCUCCUGGUCCCGGAGAGCCCAGGACACCAGAACACGGCCAUGUCACCUCUUCAGUCCCCCACACGACUGAGAUGUGUCUGCCCCUCACUGUCCCCAGGGAAGGGGGAGAGGGAGGAGAAAAUGAGGGUG
This is a messenger RNA of Artibeus jamaicensis (Jamaican fruit-eating bat), 3331 nucleotides long. RefSeq names its product synapsin III (gene SYN3). Lineage: Eukaryota; Metazoa; Chordata; Mammalia; Chiroptera; Phyllostomidae. Gene Ontology annotation, biological process: neurotransmitter secretion. The transcript is spliced from 15 exons. Bases 197 to 1912 code for a protein of 571 amino acids. Gene Ontology annotation, molecular function: ATP binding. Gene Ontology annotation, cellular component: synaptic vesicle; synaptic vesicle membrane. The record is from RefSeq and is a predicted model, not a curated record.